Suillus plorans is the source of this 717-nucleotide messenger RNA. RefSeq lists its product as uncharacterized. The coding region runs from base 1 to 717 and encodes 238 amino acids. The record is from RefSeq and is a predicted model, not a curated record. Lineage: Eukaryota; Fungi; Basidiomycota; Agaricomycetes; Boletales; Suillaceae. The transcript has 2 exons.
AUGUCAUCUACCACCAAUUCACUUGACACCGACCAGAAUAUGGCCGCUCCUAAUAAUGGAGACACACCAGCCUUGUUCCAACUCCUUGCGCAGCUCGUACAAGGACAACAAGAUUUCGGACAAGCGGUGACUCAAAUUUUAAAUCAACCAGCAUCAGCACCACAGACACAGCCUGCGGCACCUCCCAAGGCAUCAGUCGCAGAGCCUGAUGUCUAUGACAGAAAAUACGACACCUUUGAUCCUUUUAUGAGCCAGCUCUAUUUAUUGUUCUCUGCCAAACUGGCCGUCUAUGUUAACGACCAGAUGAAGAUUGUCACUGCCUUAUCCUUUAUGAAAAAAGGCUUUGCAGGAACUUGGGCGACCAACAUUACAAAGCAGCUGAGAGAGGGAACUGUUACAUUCGCAAGCUGGACGGCGUUCAAGAGGAAGUUGAAAGAAGAGUUUGAUGAUCUAAAUAAGAAGCAAGCCGCUCAAGUAAAGCUACAUGCAAAGUUCGACCAGCUUGCGACUCUUGCAGGAUUCAAUGACGAAGCCCUGCUUGAUGUUUUACAGCAGAACCUUGACAAGCUGACCUUUGACGCGAUUGUAGCAGUGCCACAGGUCGACCGAACUCUGGCGGCCUGGAGGGAUUAUGUGAAGAGCUAUGAUAGGAACAAGAGGGCAAAUGAGAGGAGUGAAGGAGAAACCCCGAGUGGAAGGAGAUUUGGAGACGGAUGA